Messenger RNA from Drosophila serrata, 1074 nucleotides. Its product is annotated as phospholipase A1 VesT1.02-like. Gene Ontology annotation, biological process: lipid catabolic process. Gene Ontology annotation, molecular function: serine hydrolase activity; lipase activity. Lineage: Eukaryota; Metazoa; Arthropoda; Insecta; Diptera; Drosophilidae. The record is from RefSeq and is a predicted model, not a curated record.
UCUACUGCAACAUGAAGACUUUCCUGAUUCUGGCACUCUGUGCUCUGGCCGCUUCGGCCUAUCCUCUGGCUGAAUCCGAGCGCGUCAAUGGCGAGAACGGCUGGUACGUGCCCCAGGAGGACGGCUCCUUCGAGUGGGUGGACAUGGAUGUCGCCGAGAAGUGGAUGGAAGAAGCUGAGAUGCUCGAAAGCCGUGGCCUCACCACCGUGCCCGUCAAGUUCUAUCUGUACACCUCUUCCAAUCCCACCAAGGGCAAGAAGAUCACCACCACCACCAAGUCCGUGGAUGCUUCCAACUUCAAUGCCGCCCAUCCCACCCGUUUCGUGAUCCACGGCUGGACCCAGAGCUACACCGCCAGCAUGAACAAGGACAUCCGUAGUGCAUGGCUCUCCAAGGGAGACUACAACGUCAUCGUCGUCGACUGGGCCCGUGCCCGUUCCGUGGACUACGCCACCUCUGUCAUGGCCGUCGGCUCCACCGGCAAGAAGGUCGCCAAGAUGAUCAACUUCCUGAAGGACAACUACGGCAUGGAUCUGGGUAAUCUAUACGUCAUUGGUCACAGCCUGGGUGCCCAUGUUGCUGGAUACGCCGGCAAGAACACCGACGGACAGGUGCACACCAUUGUGGGAUUGGACCCUGCCCUUCCCCUCUUCAGCUACAACAAGCCCAACAAGCGUCUGAACUCCGAGGAUGCCUACUACGUGGAGUCCAUCCAGACCAAUGGAGGAAACCUCGGUUUCCUGAAGCCCAUCGGUAAGGGAGCCUUCUACCCCAACGGCGGCAAGACCCAGCCCGGAUGCACAUUGGACGUGACCGGCGCCUGCUCCCACGGACGCUCCACUACCUACUACGCCGAGGCCGUGGCUCAGGACAACUUCGGAACCAUGAAGUGUGGUGACUACGAGGAGGCCGUGGCCAAUGAGUGCGGUUCCAGCUACAGCAGCGUCCGUAUGGGCGCUGAUACCAACGCCUACAUGGUCGCCGGUGACUUCUAUGUCCCCGUGAACUCCAAGGCGCCCUUCGGCAUGAUCAACUAACUUAUUGAAAUGCAAUAAACAAAAAGAUAAAAUAUAA